This is a messenger RNA of Nicotiana attenuata, 3281 nucleotides long. Its product is annotated as receptor-like serine/threonine-protein kinase At2g45590. The transcript has 2 exons. Gene Ontology annotation, biological process: protein phosphorylation. The coding region runs from base 888 to 3011 and encodes 707 amino acids. The record is from RefSeq and is a predicted model, not a curated record. Gene Ontology annotation, molecular function: protein kinase activity; ATP binding. Lineage: Eukaryota; Viridiplantae; Streptophyta; Magnoliopsida; Solanales; Solanaceae.
UGUUUCACGGUAGCAUAGCAUUAGUUAGUAACACAGAGAUGAGAAGAUAAAGACUACACACAGUCACACAGUAUUCACACUACACUCCACACUUCCCCACCUCUCUCUCUCUCUCUCUCUCUCUCUCUUGUUUGUUCCUUCUUCUCCCACUGGUCCUUUUCUCUUUCUCAUCCUUGAAACAAAUCUCUCUGCAAUAGCAAGCAUCACCCUUUCUUUUGUCCAGAAAUGCACACAGUCACACACUAUUUACCCUACACUCCACAACACCACUAGACUCCCCAUAUUUCUUGUUUCUUCCUUCUUCCUCCACACUAUAUGUCCUUUUUCUUAAUUUCAUCCAUUUAACAUAUCUCCACUGCAAAUAUGGAUCUCAAGAAAUACACACAAUCACACAGUCCAUCACAAACCUGUGCAAAUAUGUAUCUUUAAUACUCUUCCAAGAUCACCCCUUUCUUCCUCAAGAGAUGCACACAGUCACACAGUAUUCACUCUAGACUCCACUCCGACCAGUUGCCAUUCUUGUUUCUUCCUUCUUAUUUUGUCAUUCAUAAAUCACCCUGCAAAUUUGCAUCUUUAACUCUAUCAACAUCACAACAGUCACAAAAUAGUGUUUGAUUAUUCCUUCUUCUUCCACAUUAGUCCAUUUCUUUAAUCAAUAUAACAAAUCUGUCUGCAAAUUUGCAUCUCUAAACUCUUCCAAGAUCACGCCUUUCUUCUUCAAGAGAUACACAGUCACACAGUACUCACAUUAGACUCCAUACUUACACCAGUUACUAUUCUUGUUUGUUCCUUUUUCUUCCACAGGUCCAUUCUUUUCACCCCCAAUAACAAAUCUCUCUGCAAAUAUGCACGUCUAGCUUUUCAAAGAUCACACCUUUACUCAAGAAAUGCCACCAGAAAACCCAUUUCCGCCUCCUCUAACCACCCUACCUGUCUUCCCCACCACCUACCUACCUCCCCCGCCACCCCCACCACCCUCCCACCAUCACCAUUCUCACUCCCCUCUCAUCCCACCCUUUAUAGCUGCUGCUUUUGCCUUGACAUUCUUCAUUGUAGCUGCCAUCAUUUACCGCAAAGUGUCACGCAAUAGGACUGUUCCUACAGAUCUGAAGUCACCUCCACCACCCCACAAGUUCUCCUACUCUGUCCUCCGCCGCGCUACUGGCUCAUUCUCAGCUGCUAAUCGUCUUGGCCAAGGUGGAUUUGGUUCUGUUUACAAAGGCGUCCUUCCCUCUGGACAGGAGAUAGCCGUGAAGCUCAUGGAUGCUUCUGGCUCCCUCCAAGGCGAGAGGGAGUUCCACAAUGAACUCUCUCUUGCCUCGAGGAUAGACACUACGUCUUGCCAUCACGUAGUGCCUAUACUCGGCUUCUCCUCUGACGAGCAUAGUUAUAAGCACCACUGCUCUAGUCUGCGGAGGAGAAGAUUAGUUCUUGUAUAUGAGUAUAUGCAUAAUGGUAGCCUCCAAGAUGCUUUGUUAGAUCGAAAAUGUCCUGAGUUAAUGCAAUGGAGAAAGAGAUUUGAUAUUAUAAGUUCCCUUGCAAAGGGUGUUGAGUAUCUCCAUUAUUCGUGUGAUCCUCCUAUAGUACAUGGAGAUAUAAAACCGUCUAAUAUAUUGUUGGAUUACAAUUUUGAUGCAAAACUAGCUGAUUUUGGGCUAGCACAGUCUUUGACUAAAGAUGAUCAAGUUGUUGAGUGUUUCAUUGAAGAUGAGGAGAGAGUUGAGAAGGGGGCAAAAGGAGAAGUUCUUGAGAAUGUGGAUGAAAAUGGGUCGAUUCUUGAAGGAAAUGAGAGUGUGGUGACAGAGGAGGUUGUGAUAAAUGUGGAUCAGUUGCCGGAGAGUUGUUGUGUGAGGGUGUUGGAUGGGGAAGCGGGAGGGGUGUCGCCUGAGGUGGGAGUGCCAUCAGAGGGUAUGGAAAAGACUAGUGUUUCUGAGGGUUUUUUUGAUGGGAUUAGUGUGGAUAGUGGAAUUUCGAGAGGGAUUGGGAGGGGAAUUAGUCAAUCAGGCAGAGAUUGGUGGUGGAAACAGGAAAAUGUGAAUGGUGGAUCAGAUUCGGGGAGGAUUAAGGACUAUGUGAUGGAAUGGAUUGGUAGUGAGAUUAAAAAAGAGAGGCCUAAGAAGGACUGGAUCGCGACCACAAGUGCGGAAGAAGAUGUUGCCAAAGGGGGGCAACAGAAGCAAAGAAAGAAGCUUGAAUGGUGGGGAUCCUUGGAUGAGGAGAAACUUAGGAAAGAAAAGAAGAAUAGGAAGCCAAGAGAAUGGUGGAAGGAAGAGUUUUGUGAGGAGUUAGCCAAGAAAAAGAAGAAAAGGGAUCUCAAAGGGGGAGAAAUGUGGUGGCAAAGGGAUGAAGAACUAGUGCCAGAAAGAAAGAGGAGAAAAAGUAAGGGAAGUAGGAGCAGCAUUGAUUGGUGGCUUGAUAGUUUCAGUGGGGAGUUUCGAAUAGGAAGAAGAAGUAGUCAAGAUUUUGCCAGUGGAGAUAUUCCCAAGAGUGGAGGUGUGAGUAGUACCCCUAGUAUGAGAGGAACCGUUUGUUACAUUGCUCCAGAGUAUGGUGGCGGAGGGCAGCUCUCGGAGAAGUGUGACGUGUAUAGUUUUGGUGUUCUGUUGUUGGUUUUGGUCUCAGGAAGAAGGCCACUCCAAGUUACAGCUUCUCCUAUGUCAGAAUUUGAGAGGGCUAAUCUGGUUUCAUGGGCAAGGCAACUUGCUCAUUCGGGCAAGCUUUUGGAUCUUGUUGAUCCCAAUAUUCAGUUACUGGAUAGAGAACAAGCAUUGCUUUGCAUCACAAUAGCACUACUCUGUUUACAAAGAUCACCUAACAAGCGCCCGGCAAUGAAAGAGAUUGUUGGGAUGCUUUGUGGUGAAUCUGAGCCACCCCACUUGCCAUUUGAGUUUUCCCCUUCACCACCAUCCAAUUUCCCUUUCAAGUCCCGGAAAAAGGCCCGCCAUAGGAGCCUUUCCAGCAUGAAUAUUCAACGGCAGCAUUACAGCAAGGGCAAGGAAGGCAAGGAAUAAUAGCAGCGCCGAGCUGCCGCCUUCAAUAAGGAGAAAUUGGGCGGCGUCAGCACCGCAGUGGUGGGCGAUUUCACGGCCAGUGGCGUGCCACAUUCUCUGACGCAACAUAUCGGAUCAACAAAAACCUCCGUUAUUUCGUCGGUAAUUAUGUGCUAAUCGUCGACAACUGGAGGCAACGGUGACGGCGAGAGUGGACUGGAUACUGAUGCUGCUUCAACGAGACGACAUUAGGGUUGUUCUUGAACAAAGACGACGGAGUUAGGGGCUGAG